Molecule: messenger RNA, 3191 nt
Organism: Centropristis striata (black sea bass)
Lineage: Eukaryota; Metazoa; Chordata; Actinopteri; Perciformes; Serranidae
Gene: mier1b
Product: mesoderm induction early response 1b, transcriptional regulator
Exons: 13
Coding region: 11-1591 (526 amino acids)
Biological process (GO): negative regulation of transcription by RNA polymerase II
Cellular component (GO): nucleoplasm
Molecular function (GO): histone deacetylase binding; transcription corepressor activity
Source: RefSeq, a predicted model, not a curated record
GAUUGCAAACAUGGCGGAGCCCUCCCUCGGGAAUUCGAGCCCAGGAGGUUCAGCAGGUUCCGAUGACCAUGAUUUCGACCCAUCAGCAGACAUGCUCGUCCAUGACUUUGAUGACGAACGCACCCUGGAGGAAGAAGAGAUGAUGGAGGCAUCAGAUGAGACCAACGCUAACGAGAUUGAAGAUCUUGCACGGGAGGGAGAGAUGCCCAUUCAUGAGCUGCUGAGCCUGUACGGUUAUGGCGGCGGUUCACCAGCAGAUGAAGAAGAAGAAGAAGAAGAGGAGGAGGAGGAAGAGGAGGAGGAGGAGGAGGAAGAAGAAGAACCCGAGCCGGAAGAGGAUGAUGAGGAAGAGGAUGAGGAAGAAGACCUGGACAAUGAUGAGAGCAGUAGAAGCACUGGAGAGUUAAAAAGAAAUGAGGGUGAGGGUGUUAAGAUCACGUCAGGACAGGAAGACGAGGCUCAGGCAGCCUCUGAAGUCCGCACGCGCUCAGUCAGGUCCCUCGGCACGGCAGAACUCAUCCGCUCCCAGAAACUCAAGUACUUUGAAAGUAAUAAUGAUGCGGAGGAAGAGUCAGAUGAAGAUGAGGACUAUGUUCCAUCUGAAGACUGGAAAAAGGAGAUCAUGGUGGGCUCUAUGUAUCAGGCAGAAACUCCUGUCGGCUUGUGUAAAUAUAAAGAAAAUGAAAAAGUUUAUGAAAACGAUGACCAGUUGUUGUGGAACCCCGAGUGUCUUCCUGAAGGCAAAGUGGUGGAGUUCCUGACGGAGGCGUCGAGGCGGACUGGAGAGGAGAAGGGAGUGGAAGCAAUCCCAGAGGGAUCUCAUAUCAAAGACAAUGAACAGGCAUUGUAUGAACUAGUGAAAUGUGACUUUGACACAGAGGAAGCUUUAAGAAGACUAAGGUUUAAUGUAAAAGCAGCGAGAGAGGAGUUAUCAGUCUGGACUGAAGAGGAAUGUAGAAAUUUUGAACAAGGACUAAAAGCUUAUGGGAAAGACUUUCAUUUAAUACAGGCCAACAAGGUGAGAACUAGGUCUGUAGGAGAAUGUGUGGCCUUUUAUUACAUGUGGAAGAAGUCUGAGCGUUAUGAUUUCUUUGCACAGCAAACCAGACUUGGGAAAAGGAAAUACAACCUUCACCCUGGUGUCACAGACUACAUGGACAGAUUACUGGACGAGACGGAAAGCGCGACGUCCAGCAGGGCGACAUCGCCGCCUCCCACCACGUCCAGCAGCAGCGCCAGCCACUCGGAGAGGGAAGACAGCAGCAGCCAGAACGGUAUCGGAACACACAACUCCAGCCACCCAGUGGAUGGCCCUCAGCUGCCGCCAGUGAAUCAAGUCAAACCUGAGUCCGUUCAGUCCAACGGUCCAUCCCAUCCGCCAGCAGAAGCUCCGCCUCCUCCCAUUUCAGACAACAACUCCAACGGCUGCAGCCAACCCAUCGCGCCCAGCCACGACCAAAACGGUUCUCUGGAGCCUCCGCUGGACCACAGAGACACGACAGCACACGAGAGGCCGGCCAAGAGGUGCCGGGCGGAGGCGGAGCCGCUGGGCCAAAGUGAGGUGGAACCAUCCAGAACACAAGAGAACUGAAGGAGUAAAUAAUGUAGACUCAUAGAUGCUGAAUUUGGGGCGGGGGGGGAUUGUCCCGACUUCCCCAGGGGAAAGGUUGAAGAGGAUUAGGAAAGAUGAGCCCCUCUUGACCUGUGAGCGCAGCAAAGACUCACUCUUUGAUAAGGUCAAAGGUCACUGAAAAUCACACCUUGAAGAACACAGCCAACCAAACUGCAGCUGGUCCUCCAGGGGGGACCGGGGCCGUCCCGUCACCCCGUCCCUCCGACCCAUCCAUGUACUGACUGCCUGCAGAGCUCAUCCCAAAGUACCACAGCUACAUCAUGUCCGACAAAACCAUCUUCUACCCAUCGUCUUUAUUCCCUUGUUUUGGAGACAGACUGACAAAAUUUUGCCAAGAAUUUCCUGUUUCUAUUUGUACUCAAAGGAAAAGAAAUCACCUGUGAUAUUUUUUUACACAAGAGAUAUUUAUAUUUUUUAACAAAAGAAAACUAUGAUAGGUAACUGCUGUUCAAGCUAUUUGAACAUUUGAUGAAAAACAGGGGACACGUUUGAAACGAUUUUGUGCUUAAGUUGUCAAAAGGAGGCAAAGUAGGCAAACGCGAGACGAGCGAGGUCGGCGCCGUCGCUGCCUCUCUCUUUAGUUGCACUUUGAUUGUAUGUUCCUCAUCUUUAUCGAUAAGGAGUGGCGUCGAAACCCAGCAGAAUUUACAUUUUCACUCCUUCUCUUCUGAACCCGCUCCGGCCGCCACCACGGCUGUUUGAUUCUGAUGAAUGAACCAAUGGGUUACGCCCCCCCGCAGGUUUGUUUGUGUAAAGCAGCUGACAUCAGUGAUGUCCUGUAUUAUAUCUCAUCAUGUUAGAAGAUCGCUGUAUUUUUGGAUUUUCAUAGUCAGUGCUUUGCUCAACGCUUCGUUUUUACUAGACAGAAUGUCCGUGAUUUUUAAUGUAAAGUUUGUAUAGAUUUCUUACCUUGAGCAGUUGGUACAUUUUUUUAUAACUGUCUGUUCAUCUCUGUAUGUUCUGGUCUUCCUCGUAGGCUGUGCUUUUCGUUGAGAAAUCUUUCGCCUGUGUUGCGCCGAGGUGGAUGUAAUAAUAAAGUAGCCAUUCCUCUUUCCCCUCUCUGUUUGGCAGCACUUCCCAUUCCUGUGUGCACAAUCUGACGCGUUUGUUGCAGAAAGCCUCAUCUUUGGUGCAUAGAAAAAGCCCCACGUUGUGGUCGAGUGUGCUGCUUGACUUUGGGUUAAAGCCUGUGCUUUGUUUCAGCCCGUCUUUCCUCAGUAAGUGGCUUCAGAGCAGUGGAUUUCCAACACCAAAACAGACCAGGUCGACAUGGAGGUGUGACCUGGAAGAUUUGUUCAUUUGUUUUGGUGCAGUAGCUGUUCAGCUUGAUGCUUACGUGUUUUACUUUGUACUCCAGCUUUGAACUUACAUUCACAAAUUAAGAUAAGUUUGUCUCAAAUAAUGUUGAUCCAUGUAGUCUUUUCCUAUGUUGACAAUGAUGUCUUUGUUUUUUUUUUCUCUGUAAAUGACGACAUGAAUAAAAAUGAAGUGUAUUCCAAGACUGGCUAUGAAUGGAAUAACAUUGGCUAUAUUUAAUAAAUGUAUUAUUGAGUCUUGA